Mycena citricolor is the source of this 1288-nucleotide messenger RNA. The record is from the annotation of a GenBank genome assembly. NCBI's taxonomy places the organism in Eukaryota, Fungi, Basidiomycota, Agaricomycetes, Agaricales, Mycenaceae.
UUCGGCGGAUCAGGACUUGUCUUAGGACUCGGUGACUGCCUAUAUUUCAGUUAUAUCUUGUGCUUUGCCGCCUCAGUCUCCAGAUAGUAUUGCUAUGGGCAAGUUUUGGAACAUGCGAAGCAGCAAUGCCACAUCUCAUCAAUCAAGCAUUUACAUAUCAUCAUAAGCAGCGUUUACGGAAUCAGAGACAUAGGAUCGUUAAGGUCACGAAUCAGACAUGAGAGAGGGGCCGUCUUGUGCACGAUUCAUCGAGCGAUUAAACGCGAAGGCGCGGACUGCAUAAGCUGCGAUGAAAACAUUUAAUCAGAUGGUUAGUUCGUGCCAGAGUUUCAUACAACAUAUAAACCAGCGAAUUCACGUUCAUAUUCCCGAAGUGACUGUGUGACAAGCAGGAGUGGGAGGAGCGAGGAGGAGCGUGAGCGAUGCGGUCAGGUGAUCGCAUCGUGACAUACACCACGUGAGUGUGACACUACGCUAUUGUUCCCUACCGGACUGCCACCUUAUUGUGGUCCAUUUUGAUCUAUGGACCUUCUCUGGCAGCCCUUAUAAGCGACGCGUCGGCGCCAUGAAACCGCGUGCCAUUUCCGCUUAGGGCCUGCUUCUGGCUAUCACACGCUCGCCCUCUCAUCAGACAACAAAGCCCGAUCUACAUACACCCGGGAUUUCCGACACCAUGAUAUUAUCUAGCUCUCUGUAUACACCCGAGUGCGACGCGGUCCGCGUGGGACCCGUCCCCUCGUGGCCAUCCAGUGCCCCGUGGCUCGACGAGCUUCCCAGUGAAUCGGGCGCCCUUCCGCAGGACCCCAUCUCAGAUUUCAACUCAUCGCAGAAGAUGCUGAUGCUGCAGCUCGCCAGCAACGCCGAGUGUGAGGAUAGUGUGGCCAAGGUACGGUGCCGGGAGUACGUGCAGAAUCAACGAGCCCUGGGCGUCUCCUCCUACCUCCCCCUCCCCGACUGGGAUGUCUACGCGCCGAUCGAUUGUGAUUCGGCCUCGACCGGAGAGGAGGAGCAGGGGAGUGAAUUCUGGGACCCACGUUCAGAAUUCGAGAGGAAAUUCACCACAGCGAAGAGGGAGCCGCGUACUAGGUUUCAGGCCAUGCGUGAGCGGCGCAAGACCUCCGCGGUCAUUUCAGGCCGCAUUGAGAAGGCCUCGCGAUUGCUAGCACCUAGGCCGCGAACCCAGGCCACCACCGCCCAUCUGCCAGCGGCGAACAUGAUCUGUGACACGGUCGGCCACCACCUGCGCAUCCAGUACGAAGAGUCCCGUGCGGCGUCCAAAUUCUCUUGA